GGAAGCUGCGGGGAAGCAGAGGCGGGAUCACGGGCAGGGAUGAGAUUGACGGGAUUUUUGUGGAAGGAGUGAAGGACGCCAGGAGUCCGCCUGAGCUAUGGCGUGGCUGUGCUACAACAAGGGCUGCGGGCAGAGGUUCGACCCGGAGCACAACGCCGAGGAUUCCUGCCUGUAUCACCCGGGCGUCCCCAUCUUCCACGAUGCCCUGAAGGGCUGGUCUUGUUGCAAGAAACGCACCACGGACUUCUCCGAGUUCCUCUCCAUAAAGGGUUGCACAAAGGGGUUUCACAGCAAGGAGAAGCCCCCUGAGCCUUUCGGCCAAGAGGAGACGUCAGGCAAGCUGAAGCCCAAACCAGUGGAGGAGCUCAUCAUCCAAGGACCAAAAUCAGCUGAGAAGAUGCAGCGGGAAAGACCAAGCUCCGAUGAGCCAAGGCAACUGCUGCCCAUCAAAGUGUCCAGGUCUCUGGAGCAGGCACUGGAGAAGCUGAACCUCUCCCCCAAGCAUGAGGCACCCGAGGGUGGUUGUGCAGGGGAGGCGGCUGCCCAGGUGAGAGCUGGCACCACCUGCAAGAACGCAGCCUGCAAGGCGACCUACCAGGGCCCAGAGAGCAACACAGAGGUUUGUACUUUCCAUCCUGGCGUUCCUGUCUUUCACGAGGGGAUGAAGUACUGGAGCUGCUGUGGGGUCAAAACAACGGAUUUCAGCGCCUUCCUGGAGCAGCCGGGCUGCAGCAGCGGGCGGCACUGCUGGACGGGGAAGGGGGACAAGAAGGCGGUGUCGUGCCGGCAGGACUGGCACCAGACCAGCAGCCAGGUGGUGGUGACGGUCUAUGCCAAGAACCCCCUGCCCGCCCUCAGCAGCGUGAAAGCCAACCGCACCACGCUUGAGGUUCACGUCAUCUUUGAAGGGAAUAAGAUUUUCCAGGCAGAACUGGAUCUCUGGGGGGUCAUCCAAGUAGAGAAGAGCUUUGUGAGCAUGGUCCCCACCAAGGUGGAGAUCACACUUUACAAAGCCAGCCCCGGCUCCUGGGCCAGGCUGGAGCUCCCGGGCAGCAGGCCCCAGCCCCGGGGUGAGCCGGAGAAGGAGGCUGCCGACGCUGGGGAGCCCGGGGCAGCACCAGGAGAGGACUCAGACGACAGCUUGAGCUGGUCAGAGGAUGAAGACGAGGAGCUGGAGAUGGGAACGCCGAGCAACUGACACGGAGCGGUGCUGGCUCUGGAGCCACCGGGGACCCCGGCCCCAGCCCUGGAGGAGCAGGCCUGACCCGGAGCCCUGUGUGGAGCCUCUGCCCUGCUCCUGAGGGGCAAGUAAUAAAAACCCACAGCAAAGAUUA
This is a messenger RNA of Calidris pugnax (ruff), 1334 nucleotides long. It is a transcript of the gene ITGB1BP2, whose product is annotated as integrin beta 1 binding protein 2. The record is from RefSeq and is a predicted model, not a curated record. Bases 98 to 1198 code for a protein of 366 amino acids. NCBI's taxonomy places the organism in Eukaryota, Metazoa, Chordata, Aves, Charadriiformes, Scolopacidae. The transcript is spliced from 11 exons.